Messenger RNA from Rhincodon typus (whale shark), 1081 nucleotides. RefSeq lists its product as uncharacterized. Lineage: Eukaryota; Metazoa; Chordata; Chondrichthyes; Orectolobiformes; Rhincodontidae. The transcript has 12 exons. The record is from RefSeq and is a predicted model, not a curated record. Gene Ontology annotation, biological process: synaptonemal complex assembly. The coding region runs from base 54 to 908 and encodes 284 amino acids. Gene Ontology annotation, cellular component: synaptonemal complex.
UUGGUUUUUGGCGGGAAGGCGGUAACGGUCACCGCUCUCUCCCGCCUGAAGAGAUGAUGGCGGGAAUGGGAAACGAGGAGACCUCUCUGAAGACAGACCUGCUCGCUGCCAUGGAGCUGGGAAAUAAGGUGGAACCCCAAAUUGGAGACAUUGUGAAAAGGAUCAAGACCCUAAUUGAAGAGAAAAGAGUGAACGAUGAGGAACUGAAGAAGUUGCAGGCACAAAGAGGAGAAAUGGAGAAGGAACUCGACGGGUUAAAUCAGGAGAUCUUUCAUCUGGAGGGUAACUGCAACGCUAAGGAAGCAAAUCUGAAGAGGCUGCAUUUUCAGUAUGAUCAGAGUAAAGCUCAGACUGAGAGACAGCUGGAAGUGAGCAGAGAGAGCAAACAGAGAAUCACGAUGUUAACUGCCCAGAUUGAGGAAGAGAAGCUGAAGAGGAGGACAGAAAGGAACACAUUUGAGCACCAACUCGAGGAACUCAUCAGCAAGCACAAGUGGAUGGCUGAAUUUUACCAGACUCCAGCCAGGCUUGAACUGGAGAUGUGUAACAUCGAAAGCUCCAAGCAGCAGCUUCUGAGUGAAGAGCACGCGAUGCUGGAGAAACUGGGCACCCUGGACAAGGAACUGGACUCCCUCCGGCAACAAGGUGCCACCUCCGAUGAAGGCAUCUUCCUGCGCAGCAAAGAGGCAAAGUUCGCCCACCAGCUGUUUGAGGAAGAGAACAAGGCGGUGAAAAGAUUGUUCCGGGAGGUGUCGGAGUGCUCCUCAGAUCAUCAGCAGAUACCAAAGCUAAGCAGGUUUCUGAAUGAACGGAAGGUCAUUGAGCAAGUCAGGGGCGGAGACGCGGACGAUAGCGAGGAGGAAGAGCGGCAGCAGGGCAAUCCCAAACAGGAGUGCACACACGUUUGAGCCGUGCCCACAUUGAGAGAGAAAAAGAAAACACCCCAGACGAGUAGUUCCUCCUGCCAGCAAAGCAUCUGGAGCCGAUUGCAAAGACAAAUUUUCGGACGGCUUGUCAACGUUGGACAGUGCCCAGAAAAGGAUGCAUGGCCGGCAGCGGUUCAGCUUCCAUUCAGUUUGAU